GUCGCAAUUUAGGUGUAAGCCAUGAUAGCCUCUCCGCAAUCGCAACAGACCAGGAGGCCCACCAUAGCCAGAGCAUGGCCUGAGCCUGCUUCGUUUUCCUGUCCGUUGUCUCCUUUGCCUUUUCUGAAAAGAAAAAGAAAAUAGGCAAGCUAAGCCACACCAGAAAGUUGAGCCAGCAGCAGCAGCAGCCUCACUAUUCCAUUGCUCUCCUUCCAUUGAAGGUCAUCCACCCACCACCUCUCCGUUCCGGGCGCCAGGUUUACUUUUUUCUCAUUCUGUGUUGCAGGAGGUGCUGUGAGGUGGUGUAUCCUGCUCUCCUCCACCGCGUUUCCGCGCAUUUUGGGGACUGUGGGAGGGAUUUUGAUGUGGGAGCGGGAGAUGAGAGUCUUGUCGUGGAGUUCUCAGCUCUGCACUGCAUUUGGAGUGUAGUGGGGUGGUGACCGUUUUCUGAGCCUUUUUGUGAGCUUUGGGCUGGGUGUUGUAGAGGUGGAAGAGGUGAAGUGGGGUGGGGAGACAGAGGGGUGGUGUUUUAGCUCGUGGUGGUGUAUGCUGAGGUGGUCUGCUGAUGCAGGAGGUGGGAGGUGGGAGUACGGGAGCUGGAAUUCUUGGGCGUGUUGCUGAAUUUGGCGGGUGGUGUCUUUUGGAGACUGAGAAGAAAUGAAGGCGUGCUGUGUUCUGAGGCCUGGGAUGCCAUGGGAGCGUUGAGAAGGUGGAAUUCGGCGAGCGUUUUUCCAGGAAUGGGGAUAGCAGGUACAGAACUGUGGUAGGGAUACACUUCAUUUUCCGUGGAUGAAACCAUGGGAUGUGUUAAUGGCAAGAGGUCCGGGGCACAGCGGCGAGAGGCCAAGCAUCAGCAGCAGCUUCAACAUCAGCACCGCCAGCAGCCAGCGAUCUUGCCCUCUCUGAACGAUGCAGCGGAUGUCCUCACCUCCGACAGUGACGAAGAUGUUUUUGGAGAUGGCAUGGGCAUUCAAAUGUGCUUGCCUGGGCGGGACAGUAAACCGAACUCACGUUCUGGAACUCCGAAGCUCCUCUCGGAGGCCAACACCCCGAAGCUGAAAUCUGAAGCUGGUACUCCAAAACAGGGUAGCAAAUAUGGGCUUGGGCUGCCGAAACCAAAGUCGAAGUCGGGGACGCCCAAGACUAGGUCAGAGACUGGAACUCCAAAGACGAAAUCGGAUGCCUACACCUCGCCCAUUGCCAAACCCGAAGGAGGAGGUUCGAAGUCUGGUUCUCCUUAUGAGCAUGGUUCCACUCGAAGAAAUAGUCACAGCUCCUCUCAUUUCUUGGAGUCUCUCGACCUUGACCUCGGAAUUUCUCGCCUCUCUCGAAUCUCGGAUCAGUAUCUCCCUGCUAGCGGCUCCCGUGUUGUCAGAGUUCCUGACGGUAACUAUGAGCUGCGAUUCUCCUAUUUGACGCAGCGGGGUUACUAUCCCGAAGCGCUUGACAAAGUGAAUCAGGACAGUUUCUGUGCUCAUACGGUAUUUGGCGAUAAUCCUGACGACCAUUUCUUUGGAGUGUUUGAUGGUCAUGGCGAGUUUGGAACACAGUGCUCCCAGUUUGUGAAAAAAAAUCUAUGUGAAAACUUGCUGCGGAACCAGCACUACCUUACAGAUCCUGUUCAAGCAUACCACGAAGCAUUUUUAACAACCAAUACACAGCUGCAUCGCAACAGUAUUGAUGAUUCAAUGAGUGGCACGACAGCCAUAACCGCGCUUGUGAGAGGCCGGACUCUCUAUGUGGCCAAUGUGGGCGAUUCGCGAGCAGUAAUUGCAGAGAGAAGAGGUAACAAUUUUGUGGCUGUUGAUCUCUCCACUGACCAGACGCCUUUUCGCGAAGAUGAAUGCACCCGUGUGAAGGCUUGUGGCGCGCGGAUUCUGACCCUCGACCAGCUUGAAGGCUUGAAAAAUCCUGAUGUUAGGUGUUGGGGCGGAGAGGGUGACGAUGACGGUGAUCCUCCACGGUUAUGGGUGCAAAAUGGUAUGUAUCCUGGAACAGCUUUCACACGAAGUAUAGGAGACUCUGCAGCUGAGGAGAUUGGCGUUAUCGCAAUGCCUGAGGUCCUUGUCAUGGACCUCACGUCGCAGCACCCUUUCUUUGUUAUAGCCAGUGAUGGUGUAUUCGAAUUUUUAAACAGCCAAACUGUUGUUGACAUGGUUGCCAAGUACAACGAUCCAAAGGAAGCUUGUGCAGCUAUCGUGGCAGAAUCAUAUCGGCUGUGGCUGCAAUACGAAACUCGUACUGACGACAUUACAAUAAUUGUUGUGCACAUUCAAAACCUCAAUGACGACCACGUUACAGUGGAGUCAUAUUACAGAGAUUCACCAGUGCUACCUCUCAAGUCCCCUGGAGUAAAAUCCCCAGGUCGAGCCUCUAGAGAUGUAUUCAAAGGCAGUCGGCCUGCCCGCAGCGAUUUCUCAAGGGCACGAGCCCGUGCUAUUGAAGCUUCUUUGGAUCCAGACGAACCUUGGGUGCCCACAACGGAGCCCCAUGUAAAAACUCCAGAAGAAGAGGCACAAAUUAAGAGAGCUCUGCAAGGUAACUUCUUGUUCGAAGGGUUGACAGAGAGGCAACGGCACACGCUAAUUGAUUGCAUGGAUUUAUUGGAAGUAAAUGCCGGUGAUGUCAUAAUACGGCAGGGUUUUGAGAGCGAUCUAUUCUACAUAGUAGAAUCUGGUGAAUUUGAGGCUUCAUUUUCACAGUCUGGAACUGGCACUGCUGGUGCUGUUCAGGAUGCUGGGAAGGUGGUCCAUUUGUAUACUGCGGAUUCAAACCCCUGCUUUGGAGAGCUUGCACUCAUGUAUAAUAAACCAGGGCUUGCAACAGUGCGGGCGGCAUCGAACGGUAGUCUGUGGGUACUAGAGCGGGAAGCCUUUCGAGGAGUUCUUUUGAUGAAAUACAUGCAGCGGCCGUCGGUGAAGAUCUUACGAUCGGUGGAAAUAUUUUCUAAGCUAUCCUUGUCACAUCUGCAUAGCCUAGCAGAAGCUCUGACCGAAGCUACAUUUGAGGAAGGUCAAGUUAUAGUGAAAAAAGAUCAGAAACUUGACGCAUUCUAUAUUGUCAACAAAGGCGAUGUGGACAUAACCUACCAUGAUAGUGAGAAUGAUGAUGGUGAGCAGUUUCAGUUACCCAGGGCAAGCUUGGAGUGGACAGGAGAAAGAUGCGCCUUCAUUGAACGUAGUGAUGAUAUUCGGCAGGAUUUACCCCAAGCAAAGUCUUUUGGUGAAUGGUUGCUUACUAAUGUGCCUGCGAAAUCCAUCACUGUGGUAGCUACCACUGACGUGGAGUGCUGGUAUAUUUCACGGCGAGCAUUUGAAGCUGCUGUUGGUCCUCUAAGUUUAAUUCUCAAGGAAGACGCAAAGUACAUGGAGAAAAUGUCACAUUUGCGUAGACUCCAACUUGCGGAGGUGGAUGUACACGCUUUUCAGAGAAUUACACUUAAGGAUUUGGACUGGCAAGAAACUGUCUAUUCAACCGAUUGCUGUGAUGUCGGUGUGGUGCUCUGCAAGAAAUCAGAUGACGUCAUAAGCAUGAAAAGGUACCAGAGACGUAAAGUUCAGAGACUCGGUCGGGAGGGCCAAGUCCUAUUGGAGAGAACUCUUUUCAAGCAACUGAGGCCUUCCCCAUUCGUGCCGCAUCUCUUGGCCACCCCUAUUGACAGUGACAAUGUGGCACUCGUUCUUAAUUGUGUGUUAGCUGGGCCUCUAGAACUUCUACUUCGGUCACCUUUAGACGAGAACUCAGCUCGUUUUCUGGUCGCCAACGUGGUAUUAGCCGUCGAACUUCUGCACAAGGAUGGCGUUGUAUAUCGUGGCAUCUCUCCCGAUGUUCUUAUGAUAGAUCGGAAAGGACGACUUCAGCUGGUUGAUUUUCGGUUUGCAAAGCAAAUGUCGGAUGAGCGCACUUUCACAGUCUGUGGCAUGGCUGAUUUCUUAGCACCCGAGAUCAUUCAAGGACAAGGUCAUGGCCUGGCUUCUGACUGGUGGGCGGUAGGUGUGUUAAUGUACUUCAUGUUGCAAACUGAGCUUCCAUUUGGAUCAUGGCGGGACAACGAGCUUGAAAUUUUUGGUAGAAUAGCCCGUCGGCAGCUUACGUUUCCUUCAAGUUUCAGCCCUGAAGCGGUUGACCUCAUUGACAAGCUGCUGGUGGUGGACCCAACCAAGAGACUGGGCUGUGACAGCCAUGGAUCGCUUGCCAUAAGGGAACAUCCUUGGUUCCGAGGUAUAAACUGGGACAAGCACCUCGAUUGCAGUGUGGAAGUUCCUUCAGAGAUCAUGACACGCCUUCAGUUGGCCAUAGACUUUCUUCCCGUGGAUGAUAGUUAUCAAGUGUUUGAUCUCCAACCCGAUGAAGACGAUCCACCAUGGCUUGAUGGCUGGUGAUAGCUUGAUGGCUCGUAGAUCCCCCUUCUCCAAGCAUCAAUGGCACAGUACCGAAUGGCUAUAACAGAAGAUGCACAUUAAGUGCUCCAUGAACAGAUACCGUAGCGCUUAGGAUUUUUCGGUCGUCACAAAUGACGGCUCUCUUGUGAGGUUCGAAUGUUGUGUCACCCGAUGAUCUCUACUGGCACAAACCUCCAGGCUGAAUCUUAAGGCCAGCUGUUUUAGGUGAGACGUUUACCUUGGUUCGAACUCACGCUCGUGUUGUUAAGCGCGAGUCGAUGAUGUAUGAAAUGACGGUGUUCCUUGAAAGUCUUGAAAGGCAAUCAAUUCGCUUAUGUGUGUCCCUUCCAUGUGGUCAUUAGGGAAGGGAACCGCUGCACUAGUCAGUAAACGAACAUGGCUUCAAUUGUAUAGCAUAGCGGUAGAGGUUUCGUACGAAAUGUGGUUGCAGUCGGUGAUUAUAGGCGCAUUUCUCUGAACAUGCACGAGAAUCGUGCUCCUGAGUCUCCAUCAUUCAGUGGUGCUUUCUGCGCCAACAAUCGAAUCUUUGCAUUUACCCCAACAGGAAUAUCAAUCACCUGACAGUUUUUCUCUUUCA
Messenger RNA from Physcomitrium patens, 4980 nucleotides. RefSeq names its product protein phosphatase 2C and cyclic nucleotide-binding/kinase domain-containing protein. Gene Ontology annotation, biological process: protein phosphorylation. Lineage: Eukaryota; Viridiplantae; Streptophyta; Bryopsida; Funariales; Funariaceae. Gene Ontology annotation, molecular function: cAMP-dependent protein kinase activity; ATP binding; cation binding. Gene Ontology annotation, cellular component: cAMP-dependent protein kinase complex. The record is from RefSeq and is a predicted model, not a curated record.